Messenger RNA from Podarcis muralis (Common wall lizard), 2392 nucleotides. RefSeq names its product MANSC domain containing 1 (gene MANSC1). Lineage: Eukaryota; Metazoa; Chordata; Lepidosauria; Squamata; Lacertidae. The record is from RefSeq and is a predicted model, not a curated record.
GCUGCUGCUCGCCCCGGCCGCCAACUCCUCCUCCCUUGACUCCGCGCAGCGGCCGAGGAAGCCGGCCACCUUCGUCGGAGGGGAGCGCGCCGGCUGCCUGGCCAGAACAAAUGCAAACACCACAGCUUUCUUAAAAUUGCUGUACCCUGAGUUUUACUCACCCUGAUGGUAACAAAAGAACUGUAAGGAGUCUGUCACAGCUAAGGGAAAGAGAUGUCCAUCCGGAUUGCAUGGUGCUCAGCUUGCCUCUUUGCCAUGGCCUUUUAUACCUUGCCAAAGCCAUCCCAAAAUCAAGUGUGUUCCACGGAGAAGAUGGAGAACAUCACUAUUGACAUCAAAGCAGCCUUUUCCAAAGGCAUCCGGGGGGAAGAUCCAAUCCAUGCUUCAUCUUGGGAAGCCUGUGUUGAUGUCUGCUGCUUGGGUGCAGACAGCAAGAAGUGCAACUAUGUGGUCUUUAAUACCAGGAGCAAAGGAAAUUACACAAAUUGCUACCUGUUCUAUUAUCCUACUAAUGAAACCUUCCUGGUGAGACAAGUGUCAGGACUGGUGACCUACCGAAUGAUAAAAGAUGCAAAGGUUCCCAUGCCAACUCCUCCUUCAGUUCAGCUCUCCCACCCAACUGUGAAUGGGAAGUCUGUGUCUGCACUGGCUGCUAUGUUCAAUCCUCACAGCCCAACAAGCCCUCUGCAUGGGUCAGGUCCUUUGCAAAAGCCAAUUCCCCCAAAGAGUGUGGAAGUAUUGAACCACUUAGAUGAUAAACACAUAGAUGAGAUGGGUGGACACUCCCAGCAUCCACAAAGCAGAAGGGCAAAUGGUUCAAAGAGCUUGGGUUCUUCAACAGUGCCUGAACUCAAGAGUUUGUUGUCCCCAAGUACUCCAAAUGCUAUUGAGCCUGGUAUUCCCACUGCGCAGCCCACAGUUAAGUCACCUACUAUUACCACUGGCACCCAGCCUGGUACUAUAAUUCCUCACGUGUCUCCUAGAAAGGCAACAACCACUAGGUCUACUACAGCUUAUCAUAAGAAUGCACCUUGGGCCACUACAAAUCUAAGAAGAAGUACCACUGUUCCCAACCCAUCUACCACUGCUGGAUCUAGUGCUGGUAGCCUCAGCCCACUGCUUAUGAAGAUUUCUUCUGCUUCUUUACAUGAUGUCCAUCUUGGCAAUGGGCAACAAGGCUUGAAAGGUGAUAUGCUUAAUGGAGAGCCCAGCAAGGAACAUUCCCUUCACUUUGGUGACAAAAGCAUACUUACAGCUGCCUUGCUUUUGGGGGUGGUCUUCUUUCUCUUCGUUACAGUGCUGGUAGGUAGAAAGAUGCUUGAAUCUCUUCAGAGAAGGCGUUACACUAAGCUAGACUACUUGAUCAAUGGCAUGUAUGCGAACAUGUGACAGAGGAAAAACAUGAAGAAGUACAUUAGUGGUAAAUUUGGAAGCUUUAUAGAUGGAUUGGAUUUGUCACAGCAGAGAACAUGUUAUCUUUCCUACAAGGUCAAGUUUAAAUGUUUUAGUUCCCUCACGAAUGGAGUUCUCAUGUGGUAUCUUUGCUUGUUUGCAGUGUGUAUCAUAUGUUGGUUGCAUAUCGAAUCCCCUGCUUUCUGCAACAAGAAGUCUGUGAUAGUUUGGCAUUCUAUCCCACUUGCAUAAUAAGGGCAACAUUUACAUUUAGCCAGAGCAGUUUGUGCAGCAGCCAGACUGGCAACCUCUUUCUCUGAAUGGUUGUUGAGAAUAUGGCAUGCAGGAAGGGGGUAAUCAGUCUGCCCCAAAAGAGUGGUGAUGUUAGACCUUACAGAAACAGAAGGCAGAACUUAGUUUAAAUACUGUCUGUGUCUGACUGUAUUUCCACACACAGUAAAAAAUCAACACAAACAUCUGUGUGAUUGGAGACAAGAUGCCACACAGCACACAAAAGAGGCUUUCAGAGCAAACCAUUUUCCAUUUCGCUUCUCACACAAAGUAUAACACUAAGUAUAACACUUAGACCAGGCUUCAGUCAAAAUGGGGCAGAGCAAAAUGUUAAAAGAAACACGGGGCCUCUGCUAAGAAUGGGGACUCCCUGCCAUGUUCCUUGUGAUCUCAUUGCAUUGUGCGGUAGGGCCAGUGCAACACGCAGUACAGUGAUGUCAAUUAUGGAGAACUUGAAACGAGUAUCCCAUUUUAGCAGCAGCUCCACAUUAAUAGCAUAUAGCUCUGCCAUGAGGGGUUUCUUAUGGGAAAUAUUGCGUCAUCAUUUGCUAUAACAAUUAAUUUUGAAAAAAUGAACCCAAGCACAAUUUAGAUAACAUUUCCCCCUUUAAAAACAUUGUUUAGUCACUUGAAGACUAUAGCCUACAGCUGCUUCAAUGUAUUUUGUAAUUAGAUUAAAACAAAUCAUAUUUGGAUUUUCUAAACGGUU